AUCUAAGAAGCAAAAAUAAAUUAAACAGUCAGGAAAAAGGUGGUGUCACACAUGCCAUCAACCAAGUGUAACAUGAGGAAAUAGUACUACACAUCCAAAUUUAAAAACAAAACUAAUUUAAAAGAAAAAGAUCAACGCCACAAGCUUCCGUUCAGAAUAUUGCAAAAGGGCAAAAAACAGAAAGUACAAAAAGGAAAAGGAUGCUUAAUUACCCUAACUCUCUUAUCUUGUCAACAUGUCUCCCAUUGUCGAAGUGACGUAGAGAUGUCCACGUCGGAUUCCGACGUGGCUGCAGGAGGACGAGGUCCGACCUGGCGGUCGCCGCUGACGACGUGACUGACGCUGUUGGGCAUCAUGCUUCCCACGACUUCUCGCACUGCCGCCUAAGUCCGUCCAUCAGCAAAUUCUACACGUAUCGUCGAUAGAUUACAUCGAUGACGGUAGCGCAAAGUCAAUGAUACCAUGGGCAGAUCAAAGUAGAAUACGCGGUAAUAUUAUACAGCGUUCCUUCGAGGCCAGGACUCGGGAAUCCGAAAAGCUACACCCGUAUUCGUCGUCAAUUAUUUUGAAAUGUAGGGUCAAGUGGGCAAAUUCCUUGUAUAUCCAAACAACUACGAGAAGAUCUGAGCAGAUGCAGCUGUGACCUCCAUUAGAAUAUGCUGGUCGAAUGAGAAUUCACCGGCAGCACGCAAAGUGAAAUGGGCAGCUGUGACGGAUUAGAUUCCUUCAUAAGUUCAGCUUCGCAUACAUCAUUGGGCCCCGCCCAUACCCAGAGUAAACCAUGCACACCCCAUUCGUGCCUCUGCUCAGCGAUAGAUUUUAUUCAAAAUAGAGCUGUCCUGUUUCACCAAGCUCUCGAGUACGUGCCUUCGUGAUCUGUGCAACGUUUGUAGUUGGGCCAUGGUUCACAAAGUACACCAAGUCCCCAGAUCAAUUGUUGAGGGAGGCUAUCUGUGCCCCACAAUUUUCACAUUACAUGAGUUGAUAGUCGUGGUCCUCAUCUUCACUGGAUCAUCUGUAAAUUGUAUGUCUCUCAACUUUCAAUGGAACUGGCAUUUAUCUCAUCUUUUCGAGAGUAGAGUUCGAAUAGUUACACUUAGUUCUUGAAUCUUGGUUGAUGAGAGUGUGAUGUCGAGGGCUACGGCGUGCCAGCAUGGAAGCAUUUCAAUCGAGUAACGGUGCUGACUCCUUGCUCACUCUCCUGCUUAGUGUUGGAAUUGAGUCGGGUGUGGGGAAGAGGAAGAACACACCUGUGAACGAGUUCGGGGUUACACAAUUGCUUUGACAGGAUUGCAGAUUGGAAAGGAUGUUCGCUGAGUAGUCGGUGGGGCGCCUACUGCUGGGAUCAUAGGCAUCUGCAGGGGGGUAGAUAAUCCUUCGAGAAGCUCCUCGUAUCCUUGUCAGGAGCUCGUACUGAUAAGCUCCAUAAGUCAUCUUUCGCUUAAACAGCUUCCACUGCAAAAAUCGAAGUGGGGAGACGGAGCCACUGCGAAUAACUCGGAAUUUUUCAAUCCCUGCAAUAGAUUCGUGAAGUCGUGGCCGAGCUUCUCUUCAAAACGUCCCCUUGUUUUCUUGGGUUUUGUGUUACCAAAUUUAUUGUCCUCCUGAACCGAUCAGCACAUAAUGUCAAAUUGCGAAUCAGAACUUGGGGCACCAUCUCUAUACCUUGUCUCCAGCUAUGCGUUGGAGGCCGCACAAGUUUUGGCAUGCGUUCAGAAGAUACCCCAAGUGAUGUCACAUGUAGAAGUUUACUCUUAGCUGUCGAUGUAGGACUGCGAAAUUUAAUCUAACCCUAAUUCCAUUUCUAUCUUGAGAUUUACGUAGUAUGUGUGUGCAACCCUCCUCCUCCUGAUUAUUAAUUAGAACCAAGUAUGGCGCAAGGCGCAGGGCGCUAUACUACCACUGGCUUGAACUUGGAUAUAGAACACAGAUUAGAUGAAGGACUCGUUCCAUUUCUACCUGAUGACAUGGCUCUGCAGUGCCUGCUCCGAGUUCCAGUCCAAUCCCACUCUCGGCUGCAGAACGUUUGUCGAAAAUGGCGAGAUCUGGUAAACAGCAGAAAAUUUUACGAGCACCGGAAGAAGGAGGGAACUACACGACAAUGCGUCUGCUUGUCGCAAGCCAUAACGCGUGACAACUCAGAAUCUCAACAGCGUCCCAUGUUCAGCGUGAGCGUCUCGAACGAUAGAAACUCUUGGGAGAGAUUGCCACCAAUUCCUGACUUCGACCACCAAAGCUUACCACUCUUCAGCCGAUUUGCCGCCGUCGAGGGAUGCCUGGUGGUUCUCGGGGGAUGGGACUCCAUAACUAUGGAAGAGCUACGAUCCGUUUACAUUUUUAGCUUCUCCUCGUGGACAUGGCGUCGGAGCGCGGACAUGCCUACCACCCGAUCCUUCUUCUCUUGCGGAGUUGUCCAGGACACCAUCCUCGUCGCAGGAGGCCAUGACACUGACAAGAACGCCCUCCGUACCGCGGCUCGUUACAAGUUCCAAGAGGAUAUCUGGGAAAUAUUACCUAACAUGCACACAGAACGAGAUGAGUGCGCGAGUGCCGUCCUCGACGGCAAUUUCUACGUCAUUAGCGGCUAUAUCACCUCUGCCCAAGGGGAGUUUCGCCGCGACGCCGAGGUUUACGAUCCAGUGCUCAACGAAUGGAAACAACUCGACAACAUGUGCCCUGCAGAUUCCAAGGCUGUUAAACCAAGCAGUAUCGUCGCCACAGCGGGUACGCUCUUCGCCUUCCACCACAACCAACUCAUCGCCUACUCCCCAGCUGAAAAUCUCUGGCACCUGAUGGACAUUAUCCCAAAGGACUCUAGCGGGAUCUCCUACGCCACCUGCGUGACGGCGAUCGGCAACAGCAUCAUCGUCACUGGACCUUCCAACACCGACGGCGACACUCACAGAACCUUAGUUUACAAGCUGCCUUCCAGCAUGGACUCCGGGAAUGACAACAUGUGCAACGGACGUUGGGAGAUGCUGCCUGCUGACGAGAACUUCCUGGGCAUCGCACAGGUCUCCUGCGUCGUCGAGCUCUAAUGUACCAUACCCAAUCCUUGUAAGAUAGUCAGCUUUUCUACGAGGCAUUCACCUUCUCCUGCAUUCGACGUCCAGAUUCGGCGAACUGCAUUUGCUUCGUUCGCUGCACUGAUCCGUAUCCGUAUUGGUUUGAUUUUACUGACACUACUGAUCCAUAUAUGUUGAAAUUUGUUGUUUGCAAACAUUGUAAGGACACCAUUGCCAAUUUACAAGAAGAGUGAGUAGGCAAUGAUUCAUCUUUUCUUAAAAGAAACCAAAUCUUUUAAUAUUAAAAUAGAGUGCCUCAAGAAAUUUGGUUCCUAAGAAGAACUUGAAUGGCAUUUUAGCUAUAGCAACAACAAGAAGAAGGCUUUUGCUUCUAGUUCUUCUAGAGCUCCACCAAUUAGCAAGUUCAUGCUAUCAAAGGUGAUCAUAGCUAUUAGGAGAAUAUUUGGCAAUGCAUUUGGCAAUUCAUUAUUUUGUAAUAGUAAUUGCAAUCUAAAGAGUCAAGAAAGAGAAUUUCAAAUUUGCAAUAAUA
This is a messenger RNA of Physcomitrium patens, 3555 nucleotides long. RefSeq names its product F-box/kelch-repeat protein At1g80440. Gene Ontology annotation, biological process: regulation of phenylpropanoid metabolic process; negative regulation of cytokinin-activated signaling pathway. Gene Ontology annotation, molecular function: protein binding. The record is from RefSeq and is a predicted model, not a curated record. NCBI's taxonomy places the organism in Eukaryota, Viridiplantae, Streptophyta, Bryopsida, Funariales, Funariaceae.